Melanotaenia boesemani (Boeseman's rainbowfish) is the source of this 2977-nucleotide messenger RNA. RefSeq names its product collagen beta(1-O)galactosyltransferase 2b (gene colgalt2b). NCBI's taxonomy places the organism in Eukaryota, Metazoa, Chordata, Actinopteri, Atheriniformes, Melanotaeniidae. The transcript is spliced from 12 exons. The record is from RefSeq and is a predicted model, not a curated record. Gene Ontology annotation, molecular function: procollagen galactosyltransferase activity. Bases 61 to 1908 code for a protein of 615 amino acids.
CUCAGUCUGAAGAACUCCUGGUGCACGUUGGGAGAACCACGACGGAAUCUGGAAGCCAAGAUGUGGGCUGUCGCGUCCGCGGGAGUCGGUGUGCUGUGGGCGCUGCUGGUCGCCCUUGUGCCCGGCGGCGCGUCGGAGCUUGUGACACUGGUGCAAGAACAGGUCAAGCCCGAGUCCCCGCUUCUGAAACCCAAGGUUAUGAUCGCCAUCAUUGCUCGUAACGCCGCGCACAGCCUGCCACACUACCUGGGCUGCAUCGACAGGCUGGAGUACCCGAAGGAGCGCAUAGCGAUCUGGACAGCAACGGACCAUAAUGUGGAUAACACCACUGCUUUGUUGAGAGAAUGGCUGAAGGAAGCUCAGAGCAUUUACCACUACGUGGAGUGGAGACCAAUGGAGGAGCCAAGGUCCUACACAGAUGAGUGGGGUCCAAAGCACUGGCCUCCUUCCAGAUUCAACCAUGUAAUGAAGUUGAGACAGGCGGCUCUGAAGGCUGCUCGGGAAAGAUGGGCAGACUACAUACUGUUUGUUGACAGUGACAACUUGUUGACCAACCCUCAAGUGCUGCACCUGCUGAUGGCUGAGAAUUUAACUUUGGUGGCUCCCAUGUUGGAGUCUCGCUCUCUCUACUCCAACUUCUGGUGUGGCAUCACCCCACAGGGUUACUAUAAGCGAACGCCUGACUAUCAGCCUAUCAGGGAGUGGAAGCGGCUCGGCUGUUUCCCUGUUCCCAUGGUGCACAGCACCUUCCUAUUGGAUCUGCGUCGUGAAUCCAGCAGGGACCUGGCCUUCUACCCACCUCACCCAGAUUACAGCUGGGCAUUUGAUGACAUCAUGGUGUUUGCUUUCUCAGCACGCCAAGCAGGUGUGCAGAUGUAUGUGUGUAAUAGAGAACACUACGGUUUCCUGCCCGUCCCUCUAAAGGCACAGCAAAAUGUGGAAGAUGAAAGAGAGAGCUUCAUACACACCAUCACAGAAGCUUUGAUUGACCAUGACAUCCAUCCCUCUGAGUACGUGUAUUCGACGCCCUCAUCGCCAGACAAGAUGGGCUUUGAUGACAUUUUCCUGAUUAACCUGAACCGGCGGCUGGACCGAAGAACCAGGAUGUUGAAAACAAUAGCCCCUCUCGGUUUCAAUGCCACACUGAUAAAUGCAGUGGAUGGAAAGGCUCUGAAUACAUCCCAGCUUCAGGCGCUGGGAAUUGAAAUGAUGCCAGACUACAAAGACCCGUACUCCGGUCGCGUCCUCACCAGAGGGGAGAUCGGCUGCUUCCUUAGUCAUCACUCUAUAUGGACACAGAUGAUUAAACAAGGUCUCCAGAAGGUUCUGGUUUUAGAAGACGAUGUGAGAUUUGAGCCCAGGUUUAAACGAAGACUUCAGGCCAUAAUGGACGACAUAGACAGAACCCAGCUGGACUGGGACCUCAUCUAUGUGGGGCGGAAGCGAAUGCAGGUGCAGCAGCCAGAGCAGUCAGUGGAUGGAGUGAACAACCUGGUAGAAGCUGACUAUUCAUACUGGACGCUCGCUUACGUGCUUUCACAGAAAGGUGCCAAAAAAUUACUGGACGCUCAGCCUUUCACACGGAUGCUGCCUGUGGACGAAUUCCUGCCAGUCAUGUUUAAUAAACACCCCAAUGUUCAGUACAUGUCUCACUUUGAGCUGCGGGACCUGAAGGCCUUCUCUGUGGAGCCACUGCUCAUCUAUCCCACCCACUACACUGGCGAGCCAGGCUACAUCAGCGACACAGAGACUUCCACCAUUUGGGACGACGAGGCUGUGGCCACAGACUGGGACCGGCAGCACGCACGCAAGACAGCCCAGCAAGGUCGCAUCAGGCCCGUGGCGCAGAACAGCGUCACCGGAGAUUCACCACCUCCUGCAGCUCGAGCUUUACGGGACGAACUCUGAAACAGAGAUGUGAGACUUGGAGGAAAAGAUGAUUUCUACUUUGUACACACAUUGAAUUUUGUGUGUACCCACACUUGAAAAGAUACUUGAACAGUGAGAUGACUUUCCAUAAAUGCUUUCACACACACAUGCACAGGUGGAUUAAAGCAAAAAUUAGAUGUCCAUCUAAUCUGCUGCCUGAAGAGGGGACGCAGAGCAGAACAAAGGCCAGAUGUGAAAGAAAAACAAACACGUGAAUAAAUUUUUAUGUUGUUAAAGAAAAUAUAAUGCUAUUUAAACAGAGCAGAUGCGUUUUAACAAGACAGCUGAAGAAUAAAAGAACCUUAAAGCUGUCUGAAAACACCUCUUUUGUGAAACUGUGCAUCAAUAUUACUGUAUUUAAGUGUUUUUGAGGGUGCCGGCAUGCAUAUAUACAUAUGCAUGUACUUACAGAACUGAACAUGUGUGCAAGGAGAGGGGCUGACAUAUCGUACCCAAGGGUGUCACUUCUUUGGAUGAUGUAAUGGAGACACACUCAAACAAGCUCACAGAAAGAAUGAAAGUGCAGCCUUUCUUGCCAAGCAGCAGGACAGUAACAGUUGCCCACAUUUUUUGUUAUUCCAAAAAGAAAAUCUUUCACAGCAGGCUGGUCCUGCUUAAUAGCAUUUUAGAGCAUCGGUCACACAGAACAAGUAGAUAUCAAGAUAAAUGCUGCAGUGUCAGUCUGAAGCUUUUACAAUUUAUGUGUUUUAAGAUUUUUGGGAAGACUUCUGGAUUCUUUUAUAUUUUUUUCAUCAACCUCAACACAGGCUUUUCUUUGUUCACUUUGCUGCUGGGUUGAACCAAUUAAACAACUUCCAUACUUCUGUGUUUUCACUCACUCUGCAGCAGACGUUUUCUGUCUUUCUGGAGCAGUUUGGGUCAUUAUUGUUGUACUGCCAUGGUGGAGUGUUUGGAGACAGAAGCGAAUAAAAAGAUCCCUUGGGCUGAUUCAAGUUCACAAAAACAAAAUGGAAAAUGCAUGACCCCCCCAAUUUCUGUGUAAAAAAAACUGUGCUAAGUAAUGUAUAUUAUUGUUUAAUCUGUUGAG